UUCCUCUGGGUUGUGGGUUGUCAGCCCUGGAGGAGGUCGUUGGGCUAUUUAAGUUAAGACGGGUAGAGCUAGGAAGUUCCACUGGUUAAUCAGAACUAGAACAAAGGCCUCGACCAGUUCUCCCAUAAAGUGAUUGUAACCUCUUCUGAGUUACUGAUUCUGAGUGGUUCUUUUCAGAGGGUUACCCACAUGAACCUCUACUUUAAUAGAAGAAAUUGAUGCCUAAGUUAACAGGAAGGAGAUGCCACCUAAGACCAAAGGAAAAGGGACAAAAGCUGGGGCCCAGAAGAAGAAAAGAAAUGCAGGUGCUGAUGUGGAGGCUGAAUCCAUGCGCAGGCUGGCACUGCUGGAAAAGGAGGUGCUCCAAGACCGCUUGGCUCUGCAGAGGGAUGAAGCCCGCAGAGCCAAGGCUUCUGAAGAUCAGCUGAAGCAGAGGAUCAAAGACCUGGAGGCUGAACUGGAGGGAGCCCGGAGCGAAGGGAAUGCCAUAUAUGCAGGUGAAGUCUUAACCACUGGACUGCCGGGGAAGCCCUCAAAAGACCUUUAUGCACCUGUCCACUGGACCAAGCAGAGCCCUCCCCACCCACAACUCCCUGUCCUUGCUCCACUGCUCUCUCCCCACCUGGGUCCCUGGCCACCCGCCGCUCUGCCAGAGAUGAGCCGUCAGUACCGGAGCCUGCAGGAGGCGAUGCAGAGUCGCAGCAGGCAGCUGGAGGAAGAAGUAGAGGGCCUCCGGGAGCAGUUAGAAUUGUGCCAGAGGGAGGCUGAGGCUGCCCAGAGGGAGGCCAAGCAGGCCCUCGGAGAGCGGGACCAGACUCUGGCUCAGCUUCGGGCCCACGUGGCAGACAUGGAGGCCAAGUAUGAGAAAAUCUUACAUAUUGAAGCUCGGUGUCUGCAGGACAGCCUGGACCGGCUCCUGGCCAAGCUGAGAGCCGUGAAGCCUCAGUGGGACGGGGCUGUGCUGAGACUCCACACCAGGCUCAAGGAGCAGCUCCGCCAGUUUGGACUCAACCCCCUGGAUCUUUGAAGCUGUGAGUCUCUAGUCUCUGGGGCCCUCUGAGGCCCCAGCAAUAAAGCUGUCUUGAUGUA
This is a messenger RNA of Bubalus bubalis (water buffalo), 1089 nucleotides long. RefSeq names its product coiled-coil domain containing 153 (gene DRC12). The coding region runs from base 242 to 1027 and encodes 261 amino acids. The record is from RefSeq and is a predicted model, not a curated record. Lineage: Eukaryota; Metazoa; Chordata; Mammalia; Artiodactyla; Bovidae. The transcript has 7 exons.